Messenger RNA from Pungitius pungitius (ninespine stickleback), 1619 nucleotides. It is a transcript of the gene fgf10a, whose product is annotated as fibroblast growth factor 10a. The transcript is spliced from 3 exons. The coding region runs from base 285 to 1037 and encodes 250 amino acids. Gene Ontology annotation, cellular component: cytoplasm. Gene Ontology annotation, molecular function: growth factor activity; type 2 fibroblast growth factor receptor binding; chemoattractant activity. The record is from RefSeq and is a predicted model, not a curated record. Gene Ontology annotation, biological process: secretion by lung epithelial cell involved in lung growth; positive regulation of canonical Wnt signaling pathway; positive regulation of epithelial cell proliferation. Lineage: Eukaryota; Metazoa; Chordata; Actinopteri; Perciformes; Gasterosteidae.
UAAACGGCACCGCAGACCGCGGCCCGAGGUCGGCCACAGCGCCGCAGGCUUCCCCACCACAAGCCGCCGCGACACCAUCAACCAUUACUGAUAACGCGAGACCACGUCCACCGAGGCCGGCCAUUCUGACACCUUCAGCCCCAACGAGGUCGUGGGCCCCCAAAGAGAGGAGGCGCAGUGGGUCAGUAAGGGGGAGUUGCUCCCGCUCUCGCUCCCUCUCCCUGCACCCUGCUCAGCAUGCCCCAGCCCCUGAGCACCUCCACAGCUCUCCCAGCUCCACUACCAUGUGUAGAUGGACAGUGACACAAGGUGCACCGGUCGCCUGGUUCUCCGCCUGCCCCUGCUACAGACCCCCUUCGCUCCUCCUCUCCCUCGUCUUCCUCGCCCUGCUUCUCCUGCUGGAGCCCUCCGCGUCCUCGCCCGUGUCCGCCUCCUGGCCGGACUCUGAGAAGAACCACAAUGCACCCCGAGGGACGCCCCCUCGCAUCUUCAUCUCGCACCGGCCGCCUCCCUCGUCGCCCUCACCGCCGCACGCAUCCUCUGCGAGGUUGCCGAGGGCGACCAACGUGUCAUCGUCCUCCGCGACUGUGGUCGGGCGCCACGUGCGGAGCAGCUACAACCAUCUGCAGGGAGACGUGCGCAGGAGGAAACUGUUCUCCUUCCAGAAAUUCUUCCUUCGCAUUGAUAAGAAAGGAAAAGUUAAUGGCACCAAAACUGAGGAUGAUCCAUACAGUAUGUUGGAGAUCAAGUCAGUGGAAGUGGGAGUCGUGGCCAUCAGGGGCCUCAGCAGCAACUUCUACCUGGCAAUCAGCGAGAAGGGAGAGCUGUACGGAGCGAGGGACUUUGGUCCGGACUGCCAUCUGACUGAACGCAUCGAGGAGAACAAGUACAACACCUACGCUUCGGCAACGUGGCGCAACAAGAAAAAGCACAUGUUUGUGGGACUGAACGCCAACGGCAAGCCGAUGAGGGGGAAGAAGACACGCAGGAAAAACACCGCCACUCACUUCCUGCCCAUCGUGGUGCAACCGAGAUGAAUGGACGCGAGGGAGCUCUGCCACGCGCAGGGUGUUGGACUUUUGGGGAUUUACGGCGACAGCUACAUUGGACAGAUCUGAAUCAGAUCUGAAUGAUGCACUGAGAAGGAACACAAUGGAAACCUAUGGACAUAUUUAUCUCUGAUGGAUAAAGACAUUUCUAUUUUGAAAGAAAGAAAUAUGAUAUAUUGCCUUACAAUUAUUUUCAGUUUUAAGUUAUCAAGUACAUUUUCACAGUAGAAAAUAUGGAAAGAGAUCUGUGCCAAAAUGUGAUUAGUAACUCAAAUUUCUAGAUUUGUGUAGAUGUAAUUUGCUUGACAGGGAUGAAACAAAAUGACAGAAAUAUGUGGGAUGAAAGGAAAAAGACAAGAGGAGGUAUAGAUCAAAAACUGACUGACAGAAAAGGAGAAAAUAAAACAGCAGUAAAUCAAAAGAAUGAGAAAGAAGCACCAUAACAGAAAGUCUAACACCAUCAUAUUUUUUCUUUAAAUUUAUUUAUUUAGUGUAUUAUUUAAUGAAUAAGAAAAAAAACACAAAAAAGGAUGAACUCUGUCUUUUUUUUUUUUUACCAUUUAUGCUUAU